AUGGAAGCUUCCGUGACGGAAAUAUUUGAAAAACAUACCGCUGAUGAGAAUCAGCUUAGAAACGACGUCGAAAGCAAGAAGAUGGAACUCCGCUUUCUCGUUGGUGAACGCCAUCGUGAUGUCAUCGAGGCUUCUGACAAUAUUCUCUGCAUGAAAGAAUUCAGCAACAGCAUAACAGAAAAACUCCAAGCAUUGGAAAAGUGCUGCUCAUAUGAAUCCUUUGCGCCGGCAAAUAUAUCUUGGUCAAAGCGUCAACAUUCAGGCAAUCCCAAGAAGUUGAUUGCAUCUCAACUGAAACUCCUCCUUGACAUUCCCGAAAUGAUUUGGUCGGCUCUGGACGAGAUGGACUACACAGGAGCGGUGGAAUUCUUCCUUCUUGGACGCCACCUCUCAGUGAAGAUGCAUCUCACGGGAGAGGCAAUGGCUGCUCACGUGAAUCCACGUGUGUUGGUUAAACGUCAGUGGGCAGCUCUGGAUGACAUUGAGAAUACUAUCGCCUCAGCUUGCCGCAAACAACUCGCACUUCCGACUGUCUCCGACGAGAUCCUGGCUCAAGCACUCACUGCCCUACUCGUGCUGGAAGAUCAGACGAUGCGUACUGCUUUGGACGAAUUUCUCUCCGGUCGUACGACAGCACUGAGUUGUAUUCUGGGUGUUGACGAGGUCUCCAAAGGACGAAUGAACAUCGGGGUUGACCAGCGUCUAUCUACGGUGGUGCGUCUCUUUACACAGACCUCCGAGGCUGUAACCAAGCUCUUUCUGCCCAAGGGUCAAAUUGCUACGUUGCUGGAACAGAUGUCAAAGUGGUGUCCUCGUGUGAGCAAUACUGGGUCGUCUCUCUACACUCUAUCAACCCUAGAAACCGCUUGGUUCAGUGGCGAGAAUUUGUUCGAGUACCUGCCAGAAAACAUCGCCUACUACCACGUAACUCAGGCGCCGGCCCAAACACACCAGCUGAAAUCACCCACCUCCGGUCCAUCAGAAGAGAAGAACUUCGACACCCAGCCCAGUGGCAUUCGUGCCUGUCCGCUGUCCGUAGAAGAUUUGACGGAUCCGUUCAAGGAGUGGUGGCAAUCAACCCUGGGCUUCAGCCAACAACAACUCUCCACCGUCCUCUCCUCACACCUCGUUGAUAUCACCGACCUUGUGGACGCCCGGCACACUUUGCUCUCCAGCCUUCCCACCUCUUCUGGUCAUGUUGACGACAGCAGUUCUGCUCCUCACCCUCUGGGGCGUCGUGUUGACCUUUGGGCUGACCUCUUCCAACCUCCCUUCCUCCAGCAUCUUGAAGCUUUGCUGAAAUCCACUCUCAACGAGAUCUUCACAGACUUUGAGACGGCCUUACUUUCCCUGGCCAAAUCACUUGACCAGAUGGAGGAUAAGUCUCACCAAACUUCAUCGGAUGAAAUACCAGUGCCUUUAGACAAGGAGGAAAUGUCAUCAGAACUGGAUUUGGCGUCGUUUGUAUGGUCACAGAGCUCUAAUUCCACCGAUCUGUCAAAUUACUACCAAGAGGAAAAGAAUCAACUUCUGUCAUCACUGGACGACCCCGUCGAUCAUUUGGACAUUUGUCCACAGGACCUGGUGAUGGCCUACUUUGCCUGUCUUGUGGGUCGAAAGGACCUCCUUCCACGUCCGUCAGCCACCCAGGAUGCUUCCAGCCAACUCCCAGGUCCCCUACGAUGGCGGUUGAGUCGACUCCUGGAAAGCGCUGCUGCCACUUACGCCUUAUUCGACUGUCGUAAAGGAGAGGGAGGGACAAUGAGCGAAACCGUCUGUGCUAGUCGACAUGAAAUUAACCUAAAAAGGCGUCUCGUCACACCCCAGUUGAAACGGUACGCUGUUCGAAUGAGCUUGAUCUCGCAGUUGAGUUAUGGUACUGCAGACGAAUGCAAGCGUCAAUACCUACAGGAAGACGGCGGAGAUGAGGAUAUAGAAGGAAUUUGUAGCACAUUCAAUAACCGUCUCUGCGAGAUCGUUGCCACCUCGGCUUCUGAGGACGUCACCACGUGGAAAGUUCUUCUAUCCUCUGUCGAGGAGCUCUUGGAGCGAUGCUGUAAUCUGGCUCGGCGCGUCUCCAACGAACUGCCACCGCAGGGUGGGGCUCGUGGUGCCUUCUGCGUAGCGCGGGCCUGUUUCUGCCUCCUUGACGUCUAUCCCGCGCUUGGAGCUACUGUUGUCACGGCAACUGCACGAUUGCUAGCUGAGGAAGCAAAGAGCCCUUCGUUCACUCCAUGGACGGAUGUGUCAAAACUGCGUCAAGCCUGGCUCUCUACUAGUCGAAGUCUUCGCUCCAUCGCCGCGCGUUUGAGUCUUACUGCUAUUUUACGCGUAACCGUCGAAUCUCCAGCUCUGGAGAACCUUUUUCAAUCACUCUCCUCUGUCUGCAAUGCUUCUAGUGCCAGUGACGCAAAAUUAGUCGCCAUCACCUCUCAAUGGUGUGAGAUCAUGUUGAAGUCUUCCCCACAAGAUACUGACUCAUCGGCAGCAGUUGUACGGUUGAGAGUCCCCUCCCAUCCCUCCUGGCCACUUCAGGAGACUCUAUUCACCAUAGCACGGAGCUUGACAACUCUCAGCGUUCAUACUCUUCCUCGAGGUUUUCUUGGCCAAUCGUUCGGUCAAAAGCUUGCUGAAGGUCUUUUAAACACAUACCGUCGGUUGGUAGAGGACCAGGAGGGCAAGCUGACACAACCUCAAGCUUUGCAGCUCUUAUUUGAUGUCCGAUUCAUCCUCCGUUUGUUGGUUUGGCCUCUCACUAGUACAGAAAAACGGCCUUCAAACGUCAAUUCCCCCACCGUGGAGGAUAUGGCUGAGAUUGGACAGGAUCUCUUAAAACGUCUUGAGGCCGCAGUAGAUCCCUUUGAUCUGGAGAUGUCCUCGGAACCCCUAAAUAUUGGGAUCGGUCAUGCUGUGCGAACGACUGCUGUUCUUUAUGCUGCCCUGCUUCCAGUGACUUCCACAAUCGCCUCCGCAGAUCAGGUGGGAGAAGGCAAGUCCGAGGAGUUUUCCAAUCUCGGAUUUCUUGCCCUGAUUCCGGUUUCGAAGGGGUUAGAGGGAAGGGAGGCAGAAAAGGCUAAGAAAACAUUAAUUUUCGGCCUUCUUCCUUUUUCCCUAUCCCAAGUUCGACCCCCGCCUCAUGUGACACCUGCUGUCAGGAAAAGAUCUAAACCACCCCCAGAGAAGUCCAAAGAGGUUUCAUCGGCUUCUCGCGGCUCAUCUGACUUUUCUUGGUUCGGUGGACUUUCCUUUACCUAA
This is a messenger RNA of Echinococcus granulosus, 3255 nucleotides long. RefSeq names its product Conserved oligomeric Golgi complex subunit. The record is from RefSeq and is a predicted model, not a curated record. Lineage: Eukaryota; Metazoa; Platyhelminthes; Cestoda; Cyclophyllidea; Taeniidae. Gene Ontology annotation, biological process: intra-Golgi vesicle-mediated transport. The transcript is spliced from 17 exons. The coding region runs from base 1 to 3255 and encodes 1084 amino acids. Gene Ontology annotation, cellular component: COG complex; Golgi apparatus.